CGCAUCCCCCACGAGCCAUGGCAUCCGCAAGCAGUUCAACCAAGCAGCCCGCCCCGACCCAGCUCGAAAAGGCCACCGUCGAGGGCCAGUUCGAGCACGCCCGCCCCAGCUCGCAGGAGAACGUCAACGCGCGUCUCGAAAACCCCCUCUUCGGCUUCACCCACGAUGAGCUCCGGACCAUGGCAGAGACCUUCUGCCGCGAGCACGAUCUCAAGGAUAUCGAGGACGACGUCCGCAAGGGCGCCAUCCUCGCCCAGGACUCUGCCCGUUACGAAAGAUAUGAAUUCCUCACCGAAGAUGAGCGCGAGGCUCUCCGGGUCGACCGCGAUCACAAGUGGAAGCAGCCUUUCAUGCUAUACUAUAUGAUCGUAUUAUGCUCUGUUGCCGCCGCCGUGCAGGGUAUGGACGAGUCCGUGAUCAACGGCGCUCAGCUGUUCUACCCCAAGCAGUUUGGCGUCGGCUCCGGAAGCACUCACGACUCUCUCAUUGUUGGAUUUAUCAACUCUGCGCCCUACCUUUGCUGUGCCGUACUGGGCUGUUGGCUGACCGAUCCUCUUAACCGACGUUUCGGCCGCCGCGGAGCCGUCUUCAUCACCGCCACGCUCUCCUUCCUCACCUGCAUUUGGCAAGGUGUUACCAAUUCGUGGCCCCAUCUAUGGGCCGCCCGGUUCGUCCUCGGUCUUGGUAUCGGUCCUAAGAGUGCCACGGUCCCGGUCUACGCCGCGGAGUGUGCCCCGGCGCGCAUCCGUGGCGCUUUGGUCAUGCAAUGGCAAGUCUGGACGGCGUUCGGUAUCAUGAUGGGCAACGUCAUGGACCUGGCGUUCUACCCCGUUCACGAUCGCCACAACAUCACCGGAUUGAGGUGGAGACUCAUGCUUGGCUCGGCCGGAAUACCUGCCCUCGUCCUGCUUAUCCAGGUGUUCUUCUGCCCGGAGUCGCCCCGUUGGCUGCUGUCCAAGGGCCGCUAUCGCCAAGCGUACGAGUCCCUCCUCCGCCUCCGGAACCACAAGAUCCUCGCUGCCCGGGAUCUCUUCCAUAUCCAGGCCUUGCUCGAGAUGGAGAAGGCGAUCGAGACCGGCCGCUUCCGCGUGCUCGAGCUCUUCACCGUCCCCCGUAACCGUCGUGCCUCCCUCGCGGCCUUCAUCGUCAUGUUCGGCCAGCAGUUCUGCGGUAUCAACGUCAUCGCGUACUACUCCUCCACCGUCUUCUCGAACGCCGGCUUCUCAAACACCUCCGCCCUCGCAGCCUCCGUCGGCUUCGGCGCCCUCAACUUCUUGUUCGCCUUCCCCGGCUUCCUCACCAUCGACCGCUUCGGCCGUCGCAACCUUCUCCUGGUCACCUUCCCUCUCAUGUCGCUCUUCCUGCUCAUGACCGGCUUUGCCUUCUGGAUCCCUGGAGAUACGUCCACGGGCCGCGUUGCCGUCGUCGCCAUCGGCAUCUACAUGUUCACGAUCUGCUAUUCGCCUGGCGAAGGACCCGUGCCGUUCACGUAUUCGGCCGAAGCGUUCCCGCUCUACGUUCGUGAGCUCGGCAUGUCCUUCGCGACGGCCGUGUGCUGGGGAUUCAACUUCAUCCUCUCUUUCACGUGGCCGCUGCUGCUGAAGGCGUUCAAGCCUCAAGGUGCAUUCGGCUGGUAUGCGGCGUGGUGCAUGAUCCUCUGGCUAUUGAUCCUGAUGUUCGUGCCCGAGACCAAGUCGCUGACGCUUGAGGAACUGGACGCCGUGUUCUCUGUGCCAUCGCGGACUCACGCCGCGUAUGGCUUGCGCCAAAUCCCAUACGUCAUUGAACGAUACAUUUUACGCCGGGAUGUACACCCCGAAGAUAUCUACGGCUUUGACAUCAAGGCCGCUACUCAACGUAGGCACUCGGAGAGCGAGAAGGAGAAGGAGCCGGUGGUGUAAUAUCAUCGUGUUACCACGCCCUCUAUAUGACACAUUUACCUUAGUUUGACGUUGAUGUUGUCCCUCAUUGUAUCAUAUUAUACAGUAAUAAUUUCCCCUUGUAUUCGUAGAUGAUGAGGAUAUGACGCCUUUCAC
Messenger RNA from Punctularia strigosozonata HHB-11173 SS5, 2036 nucleotides. RefSeq lists its product as uncharacterized. The record is from RefSeq and is a predicted model, not a curated record. Gene Ontology annotation, molecular function: myo-inositol:proton symporter activity. Lineage: Eukaryota; Fungi; Basidiomycota; Agaricomycetes; Corticiales; Punctulariaceae. Gene Ontology annotation, cellular component: membrane. Bases 18 to 1901 code for a protein of 627 amino acids. The transcript has 7 exons. Gene Ontology annotation, biological process: transmembrane transport.